AUGACGGUGAUGAACCACAUACAAGACCAUGACAUCUUCGAUGUCACCCUCAUGGGCCAUCCUGAGGCACGGAGCGUCGAUGAGUUGUGGGCGGGCAAGACAAACAUUAAAGAGCGACGCAGGCUACAAAACCGCUUGAAUAGACGAGCCUACAGGAAACGUCAGGCUGAGCAAAAGCUAACCCGUAAGAGGGCCAUGGCUGGGGCAGGUAUUGAACCAGACGACAGCCGGCGCCAUCGAGCGUCCAGACUACCGGGUGUUAGGGUCUUUACCCUCGAAGCGAAAGACAAUAUGAUAUCGAAUGGAUCAAUCACUCUGAGCUCUCUGGUAUCUGCUGCUGGGCAGCUCUCAGCACGAGCUGACAUCUCCAUGUCUUUCGAGCCACCCAAGCCGUCAAAGGGUCACCUUAAGCUCAAGCUUGUGCAGUCAUGGUGUCGGAGAUUCGAAGAGACUAUGGUCGAUAUUGGCUCUAUUGGCGUCGAAAUUCUUGGAGGAGACGUCUUAGUGACAGAUUCAGAUCCUGUCGUGUUCGAAGAAAGCCUCAUCCAGGCCGUGAACAUCCGCUACCACACCUUCAUUCCCAGCCCAGAAGAUCAGCUCCUUAACCUGGUGUAUUACAAUGUCUUCCGUGGGCUUGCCAAGAACAUCAGAGCGCUGAACCUGGAAAUGGGCUUUAUGGCUUCUUGGGGCUCUGAUAGUCCUUUCAUUACCGGGAGAGUGGACACUUCCACCCUGGCGCCAGAUUUUCAGCCGACAUACCUCCAGCGAACAGUUUCGCACCACCCAUGCUUCGACAUCUUCCCAGACUCCGUUGUGAGAGACAAUGCUAUCGAACAUUGGUAUAUCCAAAAGCAUCCACUGGAAGGAAGAUUAUGCAUGGCGCUUGCUGGCCGGCAUACCUGGCACGAGAUUGAUCUUGCUCUGAGACAUGGAUGUGUGCUGUGGGGUGAACCGGAUGUUACAGAGAGUUGGGAGGUCACUCCGGGCUUUGCAGAUGACUGGCCCUUCCUGGUCAAAGGCGCUGUUCGCCUGGAGGCUGCAACAAAUCGAUAUAGGGCGUUGCGAGGCGAGCCGCCAAUAUUCUUUGCCUGA
This is a messenger RNA of Fonsecaea erecta, 1092 nucleotides long. RefSeq lists its product as hypothetical. The record is from RefSeq and is a predicted model, not a curated record. The coding region runs from base 1 to 1092 and encodes 363 amino acids. The transcript is spliced from 2 exons. NCBI's taxonomy places the organism in Eukaryota, Fungi, Ascomycota, Eurotiomycetes, Chaetothyriales, Herpotrichiellaceae.